AUGGCCAUCGAACGUACUUUCGUCGCAGUGAAACCCGAUGGGGUUCGGCGUGGAUUAAUCUCCGAGGUGAUGAAACGCUACCAGAACCGUGGGUAUGUACUGUGUGGCGCGAAGUUGGUCAUGCCAAGUGAUGCUCUGGUGCGGGAGCACUACAAGGAGCACGAAGGGAAGCCGUUCCUGCCCGGCCUGCUAGCGUAUGUUGGUGAAGGCCCAGUGUUCGCUAUGGCUUGGGAAGGAGAGAACGUCAUUGAUCAGUCUAGAAAACUUAUCGGCGCGACCAAGCCUGGAGAUGCUGAACUCGGAACCAUUCGUGGGGACUUCGCCCAAGUUAUGGAAAGAAACAUUGUGCACUCGUCAGACUCGAAAGAGUCUGCAGAGCGAGAAAUAAAUCUCUGGUUCAAGCCGGAGGAGCUGUGCAAGUACAACAUAGCGGCCUCUCCGUUCAUCAGAGCUUAA
Messenger RNA from Gregarina niphandrodes, 456 nucleotides. Its product is annotated as nucleoside diphosphate kinase. Gene Ontology annotation, biological process: CTP biosynthetic process; GTP biosynthetic process; UTP biosynthetic process. Gene Ontology annotation, molecular function: nucleoside diphosphate kinase activity. The record is from RefSeq and is a predicted model, not a curated record. Lineage: Eukaryota; Apicomplexa; Conoidasida; Eugregarinorida; Gregarinidae. The coding region runs from base 1 to 456 and encodes 151 amino acids. The transcript is spliced from 2 exons.